CCUAUUUUAAAGAAACUAAAUUUGAUUGGUUGGUUUUGUGAUUUUUGUCAUUAUUUGGGAAAAGCGAGGGAAAAUAAAUCCAAAUAGGGGAAGAAAAAAAGAGAUGGCUUUUCACCGAGUUUUCUCUGCUUUUGUAACAACGAACAUGAACCAAGAAUAAUCUUUUCUUUCCCUUUUUUUGUUUGUCCCACAAUUCUUCAAAUUUUCUUCUCUCUAUCUAAUUCUCACGGUGGCGAUGUCUUUACCUCCGUUUACUUGCCGCCUUCUCGCGGCGGCGGCGGCUCUCUAUCUGAUAGGUCUGCUGUGCGUCGGAGCUGACACGAAAGAUGUUACCGCUCCCAAAAUUCCUGGUUGCUCCAAUGAAUUUCAAAUGGUCAAAGUUGAGAAUUGGGUCAACGGAGAAAACGGUGAGACUUUUACCGCCAUGACUGCACAGUUUGGCACCAUGCUCCCGUCUGAUAAAGACAAAGCUGUUAAACUUCCGGUUGCUCUUACCACUCCUUUGGACAGUUGCUCCAAUUUAACUUCAAAGCUAUCUUGGUCUAUAGCGUUAUCUGUACGUGGCGAGUGUGCUUUCACAGUUAAGGCUCAAGUUGCACAGGCAGGAGGAGCUGCAGCUUUGGUGUUAAUUAACGACAAAGAAGAGCUUGAUGAGAUGGUUUGUGGUGAGAAAGAUACCUCCUUAAAUGUUUCUAUACCUAUUUUGAUGAUUACAACGUCAUCUGGAGAUGCCCUGAAGAAAUCCAUUAUGCAAAAUAAGAAAGUGGAGCUUUUAUUGUAUGCUCCAAAGAGCCCAAUUGUGGAUUAUGCAGUGGUCUUCCUCUGGCUAAUGUCUGUUGGAACAGUUUUUGUUGCUUCUGUUUGGUCACAUGUUACCAGUCCGAAGAAGAAUGAUGAGCAGUACGAUGAAUUAUCACCCAAGAAAUCUUCGAAUGUUGACGCUACCAAAGGUGGUGCUGAAGAGGAAACUCUUGAUAUUAGUGCUAUGGGUGCUGUUAUCUUUGUCAUAUCAGCGUCCACAUUCCUCGUUUUGCUCUUCUUCUUCAUGUCAUCGUGGUUUAUCUUGAUCCUGACCAUAUUUUUCGUCAUUGGUGGUAUGCAGGGAAUGCAUAAUAUUAACGUUACACUCAUAACAAGGAGAUGCAGUAAAUGUGGCCAGAAGAAUUUAAAACUACCUCUGCUUGGGAAUACCUCGAUUCUCUCACUCGUGGUUCUGUUAUUCUGCUUUGUGGUUGCUAUCCUCUGGUUUAUGAAUCGCAAAACUUCGCACGCAUGGGCCGGGCAAGAUAUUUUUGGUAUUUGCAUGAUGAUUAAUGUCUUGCAAGUAGCUCGGCUACCUAAUAUCAGGGUUGCUACCAUUCUUCUCUGUUGUGCAUUUUUCUAUGACAUCUUUUGGGUAUUCAUAUCACCACUAAUCUUCAAGCAAAGUGUAAUGAUUGCGGUGAGUUUUCGUUAUUUUCCUUCAUUUAACAAAUUGUGUGUCUUACACCUUAAUAUUUAAUUCUGUUUCUGCAAGGAGAAGAAUAUUUAGUGUUGUUUCUUCAAAAAUCCAUCAAAUCAUAUGAUUCUUAUAAACUUAAGCCUCAUCAAACCAGAGCAUGUUUACCAUUAGUGUGUUUUACUUUUACUCCGGAGCAUGAUUUGUGUCGGAUAAUUGCUCAAAACCCCAAAGAUUGAGUUUGAGUUCACUUGUUGUAUAAAAUGUUUGCACAUAGCGAGAACGAAGAAGGUCGAUGAUAGGUUAACUAACCUCAAUCACGUUCUAGUUGAUUACUAUAUUCUUCUGUUUGUGUAAAUUUAUGGCAUAGGUUGCACGUGGGAGCAAAGACACUGGAGAAUCUAUUCCCAUGCUUUUGAGAAUUCCACGGCUUUCUGAUCCAUGGGGUGGUUACAACAUGAUCGGUUUUGGAGACAUUCUUUUCCCGGGCCUUCUCAUAUGCUUUAUUUUCAGAUUUGACAAGGAAAAUAACAAGGGGGUCUCGAAUGGAUAUUUUCCGUGGUUGAUGUUUGGCUACGGACUUGGCCUCUUCUUAACAUACUUGGGAUUGUAUGUUAUGAAUGGACACGGUCAACCUGCAUUGCUAUAUCUUGUCCCUUGCACGCUCGGAAUCACGGUCAUUCUAGGGUUGGUGAGGAAAGAACUCAGAGACUUGUGGAACUACGGGACUCAACAGCCUUCAGCUGCAGACGUAAAUCCAUCUCCAGAAGCAUAAAUUGCUUCAACAUACAUAACUCAAAACUCUGGAGACUGAAGAACAAGAAGAAGAAACAUCAAAAAAGAAACAAUUUUUCUUUUGCACAUAAAAAAUUAUAAGAAAUAUACACUUUUGUGCAUACACAUGUAGUCUCGAGCCCACCAAAACGUAUAUAAUGUAAUGUAUAUGUAUACAUACACACAAUCAACAACUUCUGAUUCUGAAAUGAACAAGUUUUUGUAUACUGUACAAAUACGAAUUUGAAUUUUUUUUUCC
Molecule: messenger RNA, 2471 nt
Organism: Arabidopsis thaliana (thale cress)
Lineage: Eukaryota; Viridiplantae; Streptophyta; Magnoliopsida; Brassicales; Brassicaceae
Gene: SPPL5
Product: SIGNAL PEPTIDE PEPTIDASE-LIKE 5
Exons: 12
Coding region: 236-1501 (421 amino acids)
Cellular component (GO): membrane; endosome; endosome membrane
Molecular function (GO): aspartic endopeptidase activity, intramembrane cleaving
Source: RefSeq, marked reviewed